GUUUCCUUCCAGUGACCUCAGUCCACUCCACAGAGGAAAAAAGGGGGGACAGAGGAACUUGAUUCACACUCUCAUUCAAGAAAUAGAGUUGUGAAAACGCGUGGUGGUGGUUCUUCUGUGCGGUUCUGCUGUAAGAGAUGAAACAAGAAGACAGAGUCUGCGAGUAAAGACAGAGAAGUGAUGGUGAUUAUCAGGAUUGGCUGUAAGUAGCUUUCUCAGAAAGGUUCACUUUUCAGGAGGUCCGACAUAAGGAAAUGUGAGCUGGAGCUGUCACACCUCCGCCUCCUUAUUUUGAAGUGAGACUUUAGCAGAUAUGGUGGAGGUGUUCACCGGACGGACUCUGCUGAAUAAAGACGGGGAAUUUGUGGACCCCGAAGAGGCGCUGAGGAAUAAAGUGGUGGGGAUUUACUUUUCUGCGGGUUGGUGUCCACCUUGCAGAGACUUUACACCCAUACUGUGUGAUUUCUACACGGAGCUAGUUGAAGAAAAUGAACCUCCUGCUCAGUUUGAGAUAGUUUUUGUUUCCUCCGACAAGUCUACGGAUGACAUGGUUGAAUAUUAUCAUGAUAUGCACGGAGACUGGCUCGCUCUGCCCUGGACGGAUGACUACAAACAUGAGUUGAAGCAGCGGUACAAGAUCACAGCAGUGCCCAAACUAGUGAUCGUGAAGGAGAACGGCGACGUGAUCACCGACAAGGGAAGAAAGCAGAUCAGAGACCGAGGCCUGGCCUGCUUCAGAUCUUGGCUUGAUGCUGCUGAGAUCUUCCAGAACUUUAAGGGAUAAAGACCAAAAGCACGAAUGAGGAGGAAAGCUUCAGUAGAUUUCUUUACCGAGAAUUAUACAGACACGUUAAAGAGCUGAACAAAACCAACAUUCUCUUCUUUAACUUUUAGGGUUCUGGUUCCUGCGUUUAGGAUUCAUAUUGCCAAGAUGAUUUAAAGCAUGUGAAAGAGCAAAUUAUAUCUUUACUUAGUUCACUUUAUUCUGGUCUACUCCUGGAUGCUUCCUAAACCCUCUGAAAACAGUCUGAGAUUCAGUGUCUUUGUCCUUUGCUCAUGUUAUGCUUUAAUGAUUGGCCUUUAACUCGAUGUUGAUUUAUUUUUAAGCCAUUGGGGAUACCAAGUUACUAGUUUCUGACUUUUGGUAAACACUAUGCAUUUUAAGACAACCCUCAGGCAUUUAGUUUGCACGUGAGAACUGCUCUGCUUUAGAUGAAUUUUACAAGUUUCAUAGCACUACUGAAAACAUCUUCAUGACUGAAAAAAGUCAGUGCAUCUAACACCUUAAAGCUCCUGUGAGAAACUUCGAGUCUGUGUUGAUUUGCUGUCCCCUGAGCUACUUAAAAAAAACCAGCCAGGGAUGGAUCAUGAAUUUUUCAGAUAUUUAAAUAACCACUAAUUAAGAAAUAUUCAAAGUGAUGAUGCGACAACCAGAUGGUGGCAGAUGGUGGCAGAUGGUGACAAUACCAUAUCUGAAAGCUGUUUGCUGACCACUUGUAAAUAAAAGAAAGUGUCAGUGUCAGGCGACACAACUGUCACAUUAAAGACUUUAUGCAGUAAAACUGGCUUAGCAUCUUCUAAUUCAAUCAGACAGUCAAUUAGGGUCAAUUUACUCUACAUUGUUAAGUAAAAAGGCAUGCAAUCACUGUGAUUGCAAUGCUAAAUCUGUAAGCCCAUUGAUGGAAAUUUCCAUUAUGUGUUAGCACUAUGCUAACAGAGUUAGAUAUACACCCCGGUCCAUCUGUGUGCAAAUUUUGAAAAAGUAAUUUUACUUGAAAUGUGAUGCCCACAUACUUCUGAAAUGCACAAUGCCUAGUGUUAGCAGUAUGCAGGUAAUUUCUUUGUUUGACACCUAACCAGUGGCAGCAGCAGUUUAGGCAAUAAGAAUGACUAUAUAGAAAUUUUCUGUCUUGUCACUGAUGGUCUCACAUGCUUUUAUUGGUCAAAGGGACAUGUCUGUAGUAAUUUACAUCUGUUUCAUAAGUACUUAAAAAUUCCUCACAGGAGCUUUAACCUUGCCCACGUUUUCUUUCCAGAGUGCUUCUGAAGCUCUCUUGCUUUUGUAUUUUCAAAGUCUGACUUGUAGUUCUACCCUGAGCUGCCUGUAUAUUUUUGUAUUCUUUUUUUAUGAGUUGUA
Cheilinus undulatus (humphead wrasse) is the source of this 2137-nucleotide messenger RNA. It is a transcript of the gene nxnl2, whose product is annotated as nucleoredoxin like 2. The record is from RefSeq and is a predicted model, not a curated record. Gene Ontology annotation, biological process: photoreceptor cell maintenance; sensory perception. The transcript has 4 exons. Lineage: Eukaryota; Metazoa; Chordata; Actinopteri; Labriformes; Labridae. Bases 314 to 784 code for a protein of 156 amino acids.